Molecule: messenger RNA, 2370 nt
Organism: Lactuca virosa
Lineage: Eukaryota; Viridiplantae; Streptophyta; Magnoliopsida; Asterales; Asteraceae
Source: the annotation of a GenBank genome assembly
AUGUCGGGGGAAUCGUCAUCAAAUCAGGGUGGUGAAACGGAGGAGAGAAAAAUAUGCGCAAAUGGUGGUUCUGUACAAACGGAAACCGUCGAAGCAAAGCUCGAUGCGGGUAAUAUUGAUGAAGCCGAAUCUGCUUUGCGUGAAGGUUUAUCACUCAAUUCCGAGGAAGCACGCGCUCUUCUUGGAAGAUUGGAAUAUCAAAGAGGAAAUGUAGAAGCUGCUCUUGGAGUAUUUGAAGGCAUUGAUCUUGAAGAUGCUAUACAACGCCUGCAAUCAUGUUCUACAGAGAAAAUACAUAAAAAGGGUGGGCUUUCAGGCCCACAUCUGGGGGCCAAUCUCGUGCUUGAAGCCAUAUAUUUGAAAACCAAGUCACUUCAAAAACUCAACAGGAUUAAAGAUGCUGCUGAAGAGUGUAAGAGAGUUCUUGAUGCAGUAGAGAAGAUAUUCCCACAAGGGAUUCCAGAGGCUUUCGUAGACACCAAACUACAAGAAACAAUCAGCCGAGCCGUUGAGCUCCUCCCACAACUAUGGGCGGAAGCCAGUAGCUACCACGAAGCCAUCGCUUCCUAUCGGCGUGCCCUUCUCACUCACUGGAACCUCGAUAACGACAGUUGUGCCCGAAUCCAAACAAACUUUGCAGUAUUUCUACUCUAUGGCGGAAUCGAAGCCGUAUCACCAAGCACAGCCACGCAAGUCGAUGGCACAUAUAACCCUAAAUCCAACAUCGAAGAAGCCAUUUUACUUUUGAUGAUCUGCAUGCGAAAGUUUUCACUCGGCAAGGCGAAAUGGGAUCCGGCUGUUGUAGAACACCUCACUUUUGCUCUCUCACUUUGCAACCAAACGCCGAUUUUAGCAAAACAAAUGGAAGAGGUGAUUCCCGGAGUAAUUCAUCGUGUCGAUCUGUGGAAAAAUUUAGCACUUUGUUUUAGUGCGAUCGGACACCGGAAAACCGCGCUCGAUUUGUUGAAAAAAGCCCUUCACAAACACGAAAAACCCGACGAUAUCACCUCGUUGCUGUUAGCCGCUAAAAUUUGCUCCGAGGAUUCCAGUUUCGCGGCGGAGGGAAUCGAGUAUGCUCAACGCGCGGUGAGUUGUUCUAAAAUCGGAAACGAACAUUUACAGGGCGUAUGCCUUAGGGUUUUAGGGCUUUGUUACGGGAAACAAGCGAGUAUUUCUGCCUCCGAUUACGAACGUUCACGGCUUCAAUCGGAGGCGUUGAAAUCGUUAGAUGAAGCGAUUACGUUCGAUCCUGAGAAUUCCGAUUUGGUUUUUGAGCUAGGGAUACAAUACGCGAUGCAGAGGAACUUGAAUAACGCAUUGCGAUUAGCUAAACAGUAUAUCGAUGCAACCGGUGGGUCGAUGCUACGUGGUUGGAGGCUUUUGGCUUUGAUUUUAUCGGCCCAACAACGGUUUCAAGAGGCGGAGGUGGUGACGGAUGCGGCUUUAGAUGAAACCGCGAAGUGGGAUCAAGGGCCGCUUUUGAGAUUGAAGGCGAAAUUGAGAAUUGCUCAAUCACGACACUUGGAUGCGAUUGAAACUUAUCGACAUUUGCUUGCUUUGAUUCAAGCACAAAAGAAAUCUUAUGCGCCACUUCAUAGUACACACCAGAUUGAAGAUGAUAGAGUAAACGAGUAUGAAGUUUGGCAGGGUUUAGCGAAUUUAUAUUCUAGCCUCUCACGUUGGAAAGAUGCAGAGAUAUGCUUGGGGAAAGCUAGAGCAAUUAUUGAAUGUUCAUCUGAAACAUUGCAUACUGAGGGGACGAUUUACCAAAGGCGUGGAGAAAUUGAUGAAGCCCUAGCUACCUAUGUUAACUCUCUACUAAUAGAGGCAACUUAUGUACCUUCGAAGAUAUGUGUGGGGGCAAUUAUGUCAAAUCGUGGCUUGGCCAUGUUGCCUGUGGCUCGAACCCUCCUCUCAGAUGCGCUACGGCUUGAGCCCACGAACCGCAUGGCGUGGCUCCACUUGGGAUUUGUUCAUAAACUCGAUGGACGGUCAUCUGAUGCCAUAGACAGCUUCCAAGCCGCCUCCAUGCUCGAAGAAUCCGAUCCUAUCGAAAGCUUUUACUCAAUUCUUUAAUUUUUGUUGUAAUCAAAAGGAUUUUAAAUUAUUCAUUCUUUUAUUCUUUUAGUUUCCGUGACCUUGGCCUUGUUUUAACAAUAUCUUUGUUUUAGUGGGAAGGAGGUGAGAAUCUGUAUCUAAUGUACAUUAGAUACAAAUUAUCUCUCUCUUUAAUGUUGGUUGUGAUACCGGUUGAUGAGGGGGCAUUAUCAUUUUUUUUUUCUUUUUUUUUUGUAGCAAAAUGUAUAAACUUUGUGGGGUGUAGAAGGAAGUUGUGUUGUGGAAGAACUCAAUUUUUUUUCAUGAUCGAUG